Molecule: messenger RNA, 4733 nt
Organism: Daphnia pulex (common water flea)
Lineage: Eukaryota; Metazoa; Arthropoda; Branchiopoda; Diplostraca; Daphniidae
Gene: Pkc98E
Product: calcium-independent protein kinase C-like
Exons: 13
Coding region: 259-2571 (770 amino acids)
Biological process (GO): protein phosphorylation
Molecular function (GO): diacylglycerol-dependent serine/threonine kinase activity; ATP binding
Source: RefSeq, a predicted model, not a curated record
AGUAAUGUUGGCUGUCAGUACGUAAUGGCCGACUCAGUUUUCUUUCCGUGACGUCUAAGGACUUUGGGGAGGGAAGGCUCAGUUUCUGUUAUUAUUAUUGUCGAAUAACUAAACUUCUGCAGUUUAAAGAACCUUCUACUGUUCCCCGCCAUCUGGGCGUAUUCAAAACCACGGGAAGUUUUUUUUGGACUGUUCAAGUGUAAUUAGGUUUCUUCGUUAUAGGUUCGUCUCACUGAUUCGUACUCUCACCGCUCCCCAAUGUUUACUGGGACGUUGAAAGUGAAACUGGUCGAAGCAGUGGACUUGAGGCCGACGGAUUUCCAACGCCGUCAUAAUGUUGGGUUGGCCGGGAAACUGGUGGAAAACACCAUGGAUCCUUAUGUCUUUAUUGACAUUGAUGAGGUCCAUGUCCAUCGGACCACCACUAAACAGAAGACCUUUUGCCCUACGUGGAAUGAGACCUUCCAGUCAGAGGUUCAAUCAGGCACCAACUUAGGCCUCACUGUUUUUCAUGAUGCAGCCAUACCACCAGAUGAUUUUGUCGCAAAUUGCAGCAUCUCAUUUGAUGAGUUGAUUAACAUCACCAAAGAUGCAAAUUCUGACAUUUGGGUGAAUUUGGAACCACAAGGAAAGAUCCACUUGGUUGUUGACCUCGAACAAGAUGCGUGUGGAAGCACUAGCAACGAGAAGCCGCGCGAAUUUAAGGAACGGCAGGGUUUAAACCGACGGCGUGGAGCCAUGCGUCGCCGAGUUCACCAAGUUAACGGCCAUAAAUUCAUGGCCACUUUUUUACGACAGCCAACUUUUUGUUCUCACUGCAGAGACUUCAUCUGGGGGCUUGGCAAGCAAGGAUACCAGUGCCAAGUUUGUACUUGUGUUGUGCACAAACGUUGCCACGAGCUUGUAGUCACUCGCUGCCCAGGAAUCAAAGACACCACCCAAGAAGAGCCGGCCAUCGGUCAACGAUUCAGUUUGAAUGUGCCACACCGUUUUGUUGUACAUAACUAUAAGCGAUUCACUUUCUGCGAUCACUGCGGUUCUUUACUCUACGGUCUUAUAAAACAGGGCCUCCAAUGUCAAGCAUGCAACAUGAACGUCCACAAACGAUGUCAAAAGAAUGUAGCAAACAACUGCGGUAUCAACACCAAAGAAAUGGCUGAGAUUCUCAACGCCAUUGGCGUCAACACAAAGAUCAAUCAACGGAAGAAAAAGGCUUCCAUCAUUGAAUCGACUGGGAGUGGUGGAAGCUGUUCUUCAAUGAUGUCUGCUGCCUCGCUACCAAUUAUGGAAUCGGACGAGAUGGGUUCAUCUGGUUUGGGCAGUUCUGCCAUAAGCGGUUCGAGCUCCGAGUGCAGCGACACUGACCGCUCUUCCGCCCGUCCCGAUCAGGAGGAAGAGAUGAAGUUGCGGAUUCUUGCCCAGCACGCCAUGAAUGAGAAAUUGAACGAGAAGAUGAAGGAGCACAAGGACACGAAGCACGCUGCCGCUGCAAAACAGUCGGCAUUAGAUACGUUGAUUGAUCGCGGAAGCCGGGACGGCAAGAAAAUUGGAUUGGAUGAAUUUCAUUUCAUCAAGGUUCUCGGGAAAGGAAGUUUUGGCAAAGUGAUGCUGGCCGAGUUAAAGGGUACCGACGAAGUCUACGCCGUUAAGGUGCUCAAGAAGGACGUGAUUCUGCAAGACGACGAUGUCGAAUGCACAAUGACAGAAAAGCGCAUUCUUGCUCUGUCGGCUAAACACCCUUUUCUCACUGCCCUGCACUCUUGCUAUCAAACCAAGGACCGUUUGUUUUUUGUCAUGGAGUACGUCAACGGGGGUGAUUUGAUGUUCCAAAUCCAAAGAGUCCGCAAAUUUGACGAGCCUCGGGCUCGAUUUUACGCGGCCGAGGUGACGCUAGCCUUGCAGUUUCUUCACCGUCAUGGUGUCAUCUAUCGUGAUCUGAAAUUGGACAACAUUUUGCUGGACAGCGAAGGUCAUUGUAAAAUAGCCGAUUUUGGCAUGUGCAAAGAGGGCAUUGUCGACAAUGUUACCACUAACACGUUCUGUGGCACACCCGACUAUAUUGCUCCCGAGAUCCUUCAGGAGCUGCCGUACGGAGCAACGGUCGAUUGGUGGGCCCUGGGAGUGCUCAUGUACGAAAUGAUGGCCGGGCAACCUCCAUUCGAAGCCGACAACGAGGAUGACCUCUUUGAAUCGAUUUUGCACGAUGACGUUCUUUACCCAGUCUGGCUGUCCAAAGAGGCCGUCUCCAUUCUAAAAGGGUUUAUGACGAAAAACCCGUCGAGACGACUAGGUUGUGUGGGAAGCCAAGGCGCCGAAGCGGCCAUCAGAAUCCAUCCGUUCUUCAAAGAUAUCGAUUGGGAGUCUUUGGAGGCUAGGAAAGUUAAGCCGCCAUUCCGACCCAAAAUCAAAAGCCGAAGAGACGCCCUGAAUUUCGACAGUGAAUUCACCAAGGAAGAUCCCAUCUUGACACCCAUUAACCACGAAGUUGUCCGAGCCAUCAAUCAGGAUGAAUUCCGCGGAUUCUCUUUCGUCAAUCCCGAUUACAUCCCACACCGCUUGUUGUCGGCCUAAGGAACAAAAAAAACAAAAUUUGGGACAAAAACAAAACUAAAACAAAAAGGGAAACGGUCGAAACAAAAAUCGCACAAGAAAAUGUCACCCACCAUGAUCCCACCUUUUCUUUUUUGGUUUACCUUUAGUUAUCCCUUCUUCCCGCCCUCCUUGUAAUUGAGCUGAUGUUUUCAGCUCGCGGCCUAACACCUCUAUAGCAUUUAUUUCACAGAGGAAAGCGAUAAGAAAAAGAAAAAAAAACCUUGGAUUUUUUUGGUUGAGUUUGCCAUCCAAAGAGGGUCAUUUAUUAAAAACAAAACACACAAAAAAAAAAUUAAAUAAUACUCUCAUUUUAUGCUCUCUUUCCCCCCCACUCCAAAUCUCCUCCCUUUUCUUGAUGACAAAAAAAACUUAACAGCAACAUACUAAAAAAAAAGGAAAAAAUGGCUGCACGUUUCGCUCUCAAUGCCAAAGAAUAUUCGUUAAACCAGCGAAGAUAGCAAGUAUUUAAUCUCUCGUGUUCUUUCUCUCCAUCUCUUCAAAUUUCUUUUCUCUUCUAUAAAACAACUAUAGGUCUGUUGACACCUCCCUCCUCUCGUGUAGGCAAGGAGGAAAGAAACUCGCGUGCAAUUUAUCUGGCCCUUAUCCCCUGCCUCACUCUUAUUUUGGUUCCCAAGCUGUUUCAGUCAUUUGUUUUGGUUCUACCGCUCCAUCUCUCUGUAUGUUGUUGCAAAAGUCUUUGUUUGUUUGUUUUUUAAUUUUUUUGUUCUCUCUCUUUCGUUAGGUGCAAGUCUCUUAGCCGUUUUGUGUUGUCUUGAGUUUCCAUCACAAACCCUCUUUACAUUAAUCUUUGUUGAUUGUUUUUUUUUUCUCUCGGAGCAGAAGAGUUUACAUCAGCGAAUGAGUUUAGUUUCGAGUCGGACGAAAAAGUUGUGUAACUGAAUUUGAUCCAACUCGGUCGGAGUUGUUGUUGCUUUUCAGCCAUCUCUCAGCUAUGAGCUCUCUGAUUGGCUUAUUUUUUAAUGUGUUGAGGAAUCACAAAGUUUGAUUGAAAUUUGAAAAAAAAAAAGAAGGAAAAAUGACUGAAGUGAGGAAACUGCUCGCGCACGAUUAACAACGCACAUUUUUUUUUUCUGAAGGGUCUGUUUUUCGCUAUGAACAGAGCGUGUGGACGUUCCUCGUUCUUUUCUCGAUUAAAGAUAAUGUUUCGUUUUCUUUCUUUUCUCAUUGGCCACAAAGUUCGACUGCCAUUUGAUGCUGCCCUCCUGUUUCCCCCCCAUUUUCUAUUAUGUCUUGAUUUCGUUCCGGAAAUUAUUCGCUCUCUCGUUCUCCCAGCGUUUCCUCUCUGUCUCUCUUAAUUUUUUAAUUACUAUGCCCAACCACCGCGUUAGAAAAAUGUAUCGAUGAUCCCAUUGAGGAAUAGCGUGCGUUGGCUUUUUCACGAUUCUUGAUUAAUGGAUUCUUUCGGAUGGCAUUGUAUUCGAUUCCGACCUUUUCCUCUGCGCCUCAUUUAUUACCCUUCUUCCCUACGUUUUUGUUGUUUCGUUUCUCGACCCCUCGUCUCACAAAAUGUGUUGGUCAGUUUCCUCUCAUUGGUCGUCGUGUUACGGAUUUAAAUAUGAUGUUGGAUAUCCUUAUUUAUUUUAUUUUCACCACGGAAAUAACUGGGUUCAUAAUUUCUCUUUCGUUCUCUUUUUUUUCUGGCUCUCAAACUAACCGAAACUCUUUUUAUCUCUCUGUCAUCUCAUCUGGAUGAAGUGAAAACGAUGGAACACUCUCCCUCGAUCAUUUUCCCUCCUUCCUCCGCAAUGCAAUCGUUAUUAUUAUUAUUAAAAAUGCUGUCUUGUCUUUAUUUAUCUGCCUCUCAUCCUCUCUAUCUCUCUCAUCCACCCAGAUUUUUCGUUUAUAUACGAGAGCGCAAUCUAAGGAGAGUGCGCCCUUGGUCCCUGUUGCUUUGUUACAAUUAAAUUUUUUUUUUUCGUCGCUCUCUCCUUUCUGCAUGGCUAGUCAGAAUCAUUCUCUUCUUCAUUUUGUUUUUUAUUUCCAUUUUAUUGUUUCCAUUUUUUCCCUUUAUUUAUUUAUUAUUAUUAUUAUUAUUAUUAUUUUUUUUUUUUUUGCUUUGUAUGGAAAAUAUGGAACUGCGAAAAUUCCUGGAAUUUGGAACAAAGUCUGUAUGUUCGCCA